UCCGCCGUUGUACAUAUUUCCUCUUUACAGCGCAUUCCAGCGAAAACAUUUCCGGCUUUGCUCUUUGGAAACGCCAUGGCGAUACCGGCCAUCAUCAUCACGCCCCCGUCACCAGCCCACCACGAAUGUAUAUGGGACUACUUCGAGACUUUCGGAGAUCUCCGCAAUUUACGCCGAUUCUGCAGAGAUAUCUGCCCCUGCGAUGUGAUGGCUGUUAUGGGAUUUCGCCGGCCAUGUUCUCGGUGGCAUUGUGGGAAGCACCAUAUCUGUAGGAAAUGGGCACCGGUAUUGCCCUCUAGUUGUGGAGGUGGCGUGAUUCACCGCGACCCUGAAGGCUACGGUCUGGUUAUUCACAUACCUCGGAAAUCCGAUCGAAGAUUCCACAACGGCUGUCUGAUGCUAGUUGACUUCAUCAAAAGUCUUCUUCGCAGCCGUCGUUCCUCGUCACGCCAAUCCAUCGUCGCUAAGCUGCAAUAUUCCACAGCCUGAAGCCUUCAACUGGAUCAUUUACCUAACGUAUGCCAGUUGCCCCAAUGAGCAAAUAAUAAAUUUGAGUGGAAAGGAUUGGAGAACAAUCAGGGAAAUGUCUUUGUUAUUGGUAAUCGGGAAAAUCGCAAUCGUUGAAUCUGAUCCAACACAAACACGACGAUUGUGAUUUGCACAGGAACCCUAAAAAAAUACAUGAUACGUGAUGUCGCGCAACUGAUAAGGGAAUGGUUGUAGUCUAGUCAAAAAUUAGUAAAAACCAAUGCAUUUGACCAGAAAAAUACAAAGACAAUUUGCUGAUCACUUGAACACUGGGAAAGAAUGCGACAAUAAUCUUUGGGCUAUACAUCAACAUCCCCCUCUGUAUUUCGAAUGUUAGAUCCUGUAGAAAGAUGACAAAGGCUGGUUUCGCGUCGAUGAUGAUUUCUUGUGCUGUUUGUAC
This is a messenger RNA of Periconia digitata, 928 nucleotides long. The record is from the annotation of a GenBank genome assembly. Lineage: Eukaryota; Fungi; Ascomycota; Dothideomycetes; Pleosporales; Periconiaceae.